Talaromyces proteolyticus is the source of this 1107-nucleotide messenger RNA. Its product is annotated as putative disulfide isomerase. The coding region runs from base 1 to 1107 and encodes 368 amino acids. Gene Ontology annotation, molecular function: protein disulfide isomerase activity. The record is from RefSeq and is a predicted model, not a curated record. Gene Ontology annotation, cellular component: endoplasmic reticulum. Lineage: Eukaryota; Fungi; Ascomycota; Eurotiomycetes; Eurotiales; Trichocomaceae. The transcript is spliced from 2 exons. Gene Ontology annotation, biological process: protein folding.
AUGGCUCGUUUGAGCUUCGUCGUGAGCUUGAUCGCGCUGCUUGUCAGCAUUGUCAGCGCUGGAAACUCUGCUGUCCUCGACCUUCUACCCAACAACUUCGACAAAGAGGUUCUUCAAUCCGGCAAGCCCACACUCGUGGAGUUCUUCGCGCCGUGGUGCGGACACUGCAAAAACCUCGCCCCCGUCUACGAAGAACUUGCCCAGGUCUUCUCCUUCGCCUCAGACAAGGUGCAGAUCGCCAAGGUUGACGCCGAUGCUCACCGCGACUUGGGCAAGAGAUUUGGUGUGCAGGGUUUUCCUACCUUGAAGUGGUUCGAUGGCAAGAGCGAGAAGCCUGCCGAGUACAACGGCGGUCGCGACCUCGACAGCUUGACUGCUUUUAUCACCGAAAAGACCGGCAUCCGUGCCAAGGCCGCUGUUAAGCCUCCUAGCAAUGUGCAAAUGUUGACCGAGUCUUCGUUCCACGAUGUUGUUGGCAAGAAACAGAAUGUCCUAGUUGCUUUCACUGCUCCGUGGUGUGGACACUGCAAGAGCCUGGCCCCUACUUGGGAAGAACUCGCCAACGACUUCGCCCGUGACGAGAACGUCGUGAUCGCCAAGGUCGACUGCGAGGCCGAGAACUCCAAAUCACUCGCCUCGGAAUUCCAAGUGCAGGGAUUCCCCACCAUCAAAUUUUUCCCCGCUGGAUCCAGUGAGCCUGUUGCCUACGAAGGCGGACGCAGCGAGGACCAACUCGUCAGUUACAUCAACGAAAAGGCCGGUACUCACCGCGUCGUCGGUGGCAGCCUUGAUGAAAAGGCCGGCACUAUCCCUACCCUCGACGAGAUUGUCGCCAAGUACGUUCCCACCAAGAGCUUCGUUAAGCUCGCCGAUGAGGUUCAGAAGGUGGCCAAGUCGGUCCAGGAGCAGUACGCUCAGUACUAUAUCAAGGUUACGGAUAAGCUGCGGGAGAGCGAGGGAUACGUGAAUAAGGAGUUCACUCGUCUCAAGAAGGUGCUCAGCAAAGGAGGUCUUGCGCCUGAGAAGGUCGAUGAUUUGAUCUCGCGUAGCAAUAUCCUACGCCAGUUCUUGGGUGAGAAGACUGAAGAGGGUAAGGAUGAGCUGUAA